Messenger RNA from Henningerozyma blattae CBS 6284, 258 nucleotides. RefSeq names its product cytochrome c oxidase subunit VIb (gene COX12). The record is from RefSeq and is a predicted model, not a curated record. Gene Ontology annotation, cellular component: mitochondrion; respiratory chain complex IV. Bases 1 to 258 code for a protein of 85 amino acids. NCBI's taxonomy places the organism in Eukaryota, Fungi, Ascomycota, Saccharomycetes, Saccharomycetales, Saccharomycetaceae. The transcript has a single exon.
AUGUCAGAACAACCAAAAGAAUCUCCAUUACGUACUGUGGGGUUUGAUGCGAGAUUCCCAAACCAAAAUCAAACUUUGCACUGCUGGCAAUCGUAUGUUGAUUACCACAAAUGUGUUAACAUGAAAGGUGAAGAUUUUGAACCAUGCAAAGUUUUCUGGAGAACAUACAGUUCAUUAUGCCCAGUCGAUUGGAUUGAAAAAUGGGAUGAACAAAGAGAAAAGGGUAAUUUUGCUGGUGAUAUAUCAGCUAAUAACUAA